AUGCUUGGACAGCGUUCGAGGUUCGCUGUGGCGCUCAUCGGGCGCCUCGGCAGCGUGCGAACGCGGCGUGGCUCGGCACUAGGGUUCGAGCACCGUUCUGGUACUGUUCAUUGGCGGAGGAUUUGUUCGGAUUCUCGUAAAUCCACUGCGGAUCAAGUUUUCGGUUACGAUGAAACGGCAAAAGGCGGAUCAGCAGCCGGCACGAACGGUGCUGACACCGGGUCGCAGGGCCCGGCGACGGCAAAGCCGACCCCUGGCGCUUCCGGAGAUCAAAACACGCAACAAAGCACUGGAACUCCCGAUGCACAAGAACGAGUGCAGAGACUCGAAGGUCUGUUACAGGAGAAGGAACAGGAGAUUGCGACACUACGGGAUCGUGCGAUUCGGCUGCUCGCCGAGAUGGAGAACGUGCGUAUGAUUGCUCGGCGGGACGUCGAAGCAGCCCGGAAAUACAGUAUCUCUUCGUUUGCGAAAGAGCUACUGGAUGUUGCGGAUAACUUGAAUCGAGCAUUGGCAGCGGUCCCGCGGCAGCAGUUGGAAGUGAGUUCAUCAUCGAAUAGCACUGGCGCAGGCGGUGCGGUUUCGGCAGCAGAAUCAGCGAAAUUAGCGAGUCUUCUUACAGCUUUGUAUGAGGGAGUAUCGGCGACAGAACGGGAAUUGCAGAGAACCCUGCAAAAAUUUGGUAUUGAGCGGUACGGUGAAAUUGGUGAGCCCUUCAAUCCCGAGGUUCACCAAGCGGUGUUCGAGGCACCUGCCCCGGUAGCUGAUUCCGCUACCUCAGAGCAGUCUGGAGCGGCGAAACCGUCACCGUCGCUACCCGACGGGGCCAUUUUGCAUGUGCUCAAAGCCGGCUAUCGCAUUCAUGAUCGGGUGCUUCGGCCUGCCGAAGUCGGUGUCGUGAAAAAUGUAUCGCCGUCGACGUAG
Messenger RNA from Cyanidioschyzon merolae strain 10D, 924 nucleotides. RefSeq names its product similar to chaperone grpE. Gene Ontology annotation, biological process: protein import into mitochondrial matrix; protein folding. Gene Ontology annotation, molecular function: protein-folding chaperone binding; adenyl-nucleotide exchange factor activity; protein homodimerization activity. Lineage: Eukaryota; Rhodophyta; Bangiophyceae; Cyanidiales; Cyanidiaceae. Gene Ontology annotation, cellular component: PAM complex, Tim23 associated import motor. The coding region runs from base 1 to 924 and encodes 307 amino acids. The record is from RefSeq and is a predicted model, not a curated record. The transcript has a single exon.